AUUUACCUUUGUGUCACAGAAGCGGAUCCGGUGCUGUGGGGUUCUCGCGUUGUUGCAGUGUCCAAUGGAACCACACCAACCAUGUACUUCCGCUUCCCCAAUGGAUCCGCAAUAGAAUUGCAGAUCGGCGACAGUGCCUCACACGCGUUGGAGAUUCGAGACAACAAAUGCUAUGCCAACCAAAAGAUGGUGGGUGAGCCCUGCGAGCUUAGCGAAGUGCGCAGUGUGAGUGCACGGAGGCAAAGACCGGAGGACCUCAUCCUCUCGUGGCUUACAUUCUCCUCUUGUGUGCAUGUUGUAGGGAGCGCCAACAUCACUCUCUUCAAGAUAGAUCGUGACAGUUUACUGCAAGUGAAGAAAGGAAAGUUGCCCUUCUCGACAACGUACCUCAUACCGGAUUGUACUUUGCCGGAUUACGGACCAGAGUAUCUGGUGCGGGAUGAGAACUCCGGUGUGACCAAGUUUUUGGGCAAUUUUCCACGGAACAAGAGUGAGGAAAACACUGCCUAUCAAUGGUGUAGACCAACUCAAUGCCUAGUUGUCACCGUCGAUUGGACGCAAGGAGUUUGGGCAGCUACUUGCGGUGGGACUGUGAGUAAGUCUGCCUCCUCUAACUCCUCCAAAGUGCACACUUCCACCCCUGCAAUCUGCACUUCUUACUUUCACCAUGACAUGCUUUGUUGGCUCUACUUGGUGCGGUCGAGCCGCGACCACUUCCUCAGUUACCACGGCAAAGCCCACGGUCACAAGUGCAUCAGCGCAUACAAGGUGUCUCCUUCCUUUGGUCGUCGUCGUCGUCAACUUGCUUGUCAUCAUACCACUGGUGGUGAUGAUGUGAGGAGCGGAAGAUGA
This is a messenger RNA of Hydatigera taeniaeformis, 852 nucleotides long. The record is from the annotation of a GenBank genome assembly. NCBI's taxonomy places the organism in Eukaryota, Metazoa, Platyhelminthes, Cestoda, Cyclophyllidea, Taeniidae.